Messenger RNA from Capsaspora owczarzaki ATCC 30864, 1765 nucleotides. RefSeq lists its product as hypothetical. The coding region runs from base 148 to 1041 and encodes 297 amino acids. The transcript is spliced from 3 exons. Lineage: Eukaryota; Filasterea; Ministeriida; Capsasporidae. The record is from RefSeq and is a predicted model, not a curated record.
UUGUUUUUUUCGUCUUCUUGUUGUUUUUGUUGCUGUUCUCUGAGCACCAACGUCUUUCUUCCGCUUCCAUCCUUCACACUUUUUGAUACCCUUUCCCCCUUUCCCCCUCUCCCCUCCACAUCUUGUUCAAACAAGCACACAAAAACAAUGUCGUCGUCGCACUUUGUCGUUGGCGGUGUUCCAGAGCACUUUAACGCGCCCUUCCAUCUCGGCAUGAAGGACGGCACGUUUGCACGCCAUGGCGUCACGCUCGACUUUGUGGACUGUCUCGGCGGCACUGGCGAGAUGACCACCAAGCUCAACAACGGUGAACUCGAUGUCGCAGUUGCACUCACGGAAGGCCUCAUUGCUGCCAUCGCGAAGGGCGAGGCGCGCUUCAAACUCGCAGCAGAGUAUUGCCGAUCACCGCUCAUCUGGGCCGUGUCGACGGGGGCCAACAGCGAGGUCAAGUCUGUGGCUGAUCUGGAUGGCAAGACGUUUGGCAUUUCCCGGUUUGGCAGCGGCUCGCACAUCAUGGCCAUUGUGCUGGCCAAGAACAACGGCUUUGUCCAAGACAACCAUUGGCGCGUGCUCCGCAACUUCCAGGGCCUUCGCGACGGCGUCAACACGAGCGAGGCCGACGCCUUCCUCUGGGAAAAGUUCACCACCAAGCCCUUCCACGACACGCGCGAAGUUGUCAAGGUUGGCGAGAUUGUCACCCCGUGGCCCGCCUUUAUGGUUGCCGUCAGCGACGCUGCGCUUCAACGGGAGGGCGCCACUGAGAAGCUCGCUGCCCUCUUCCGCGGCAUCCAGGAGAGCUGCGCCAACUUUGCGCGCAACGACGACGGCGCCUCGGUUCAGUAUGUCGCCGACAAGUACGGCAACACCCUGGACGACGCCGCCAAGUGGUUUUCGGCUGUCGAGUUUUCACAAGACGGCGCGCUCUCCUCCGCCGUCCUCACCAAUGUUGUUUCCAUUCUCAAGGAGGCGGAUGUGCUGACGGCUGACAUUCAUGCGCCACCCCAAGCGCUUGUUGCACCAGCUCUCGCGCGCAUCAUCUAAAGACAAGGACAGAGAGAGAGAGAGAGAGAGAGAGAGAGAGUUUUUCUCGCUUUUCUGUCUGCGACUGGUGCGCACUGCCAUUUUUCCUCUUUUUGUCGUUCUUUGCUUUUUUUUUUUUGGCUUUCCUCUUGUUCUGUCCACUUCUGAUCAGCAUCAUUGGACCUCUACACGCUUUCAGAAACCCCCCAUUGUGGGUUUUGGGCCAUAGAGUGUUUGUUGAGUUGGUUGGAAACUUGCUUCCUCUUCUCGUUUUUUUUUUUUCUUCUUUUUCUUUUCUUUUCGUUCGUUUCUUGUUCAUCUUCGAUCUUUCCCUCCCGUUAAUGCUACCCUCCUUUCGGGUUUGCUUGGUCGUGUGACAAUACGUUGCCCCGACCAUGCUUCCUGUCAUCCAUAAUCAGCAGAGUGCUCGUCUCUGCUCAUUCUUAGUGAAUCUCCAAGGGACUGCAGUGUAACGGAAGCCAAGCGGCCACAUUUUUUUUUUUGCUUUGUUGCUCAUUGCACAUUUUCAUGUCUUUGUUCAACGAGCUUCAAAUCUUUCUAUUGUGGCGAAAACUCUGAUGCCGCUUUUGUCGGCGAUUCGGAGCCGCUUGACUUGUUCACUGCUCGUUUCCUUUGUUGCUUUUUUUUUUUUUGUGGUUGUUGCUGUCUGUUGUGUGAAUCUCUUGCGACUUGUUGCUGUUGUUGUUGCCUCUCCAAUGUAAUUCAUUCUUAUCGCAUUCUCGAG